Messenger RNA from Lytechinus variegatus (green sea urchin), 2765 nucleotides. Its product is annotated as rhodopsin-like. Gene Ontology annotation, cellular component: neuron projection; membrane. Bases 632 to 2677 code for a protein of 681 amino acids. The transcript is spliced from 3 exons. NCBI's taxonomy places the organism in Eukaryota, Metazoa, Echinodermata, Echinoidea, Temnopleuroida, Toxopneustidae. Gene Ontology annotation, molecular function: G protein-coupled receptor activity; neuropeptide binding. Gene Ontology annotation, biological process: neuropeptide signaling pathway. The record is from RefSeq and is a predicted model, not a curated record.
GGCGCAAAAAUCAGAUCGAGCCCCCCGGGGAGCAAAAUCCUUGAUACGAGCCUGAUACCCCCACCCCCUUUGUUUCAGUUUUGUCAAUGUAGAUCUAUAUACUUACACCCACUUGUCUUGAAUGUCCAUCAAUCACUACACAUAAGUAUACCACCGAUCUAUUUCAAAAUAUCUUUCAUCUUGUACAGAUGUCACAUGAUUGAACGAUAUAUACAUUCUGUACAUUAUACAGGUACCAACUUAAAAAUAUCUCGUACGCGAGAAAAAUUACCCAUUUUCAUUCGCAUUUUACCAUUUUCAAACACAGUAUUGCAAGGGACAAUGAUUCUUCUCUACAUAUAUUUCACUUUAUCGCAUCACUGACAGAGUGACUUUGGCUUCCCAUACAGAUCAUGCAGGAAGAGAGCCAUAUUGAAAUUAGAAAAAAAAUCGAUAAGAUUGUUAUCACAGCGACACAGCACAAAGUAUAUAAUAUCAAUAAAUUAUUCACUUAAUAUAUUUUGUACCGUCAUGAUAAUGGAUCAAGAGGAAGGCCCCACGAUUCAGGUUUAAGCAUUGAGUGUAUAGAAGAAAUCGAUCCCCUGCCGAACCUAGCCAUUCUUCAGCGAAUGUCGCAAACAGUAUUCCGAACAUGGCUCAAUCUCUGCCAAACUUGGCCGAUUCCAUGCAGGGUUUGGCUGGUUCUUUUCCAAACAUCACCGAAACAUUUCCAGACCUAUCUGGUUAUCUUCCAAACAUCACCGAUUCUUUUCAGAACAUAGGUAUAGCCGGUUAUCUUCAAAAUAUCAGCGAAGCAUUGCCGAACCUUACUGAUGUCAUCCAGGACACUAUAGCCGGUAAUCAGGAAACCGCUUUAGCAAUACCCUUUGUAGGAGAUGUAGAAACAGAUGUGGUUGAUGAAAUCACUGGUAUCCUACCUGAAACACCAGUUAAUGAAUCGAUAUCGACUGUCAUAACAUCGGGUAUGACUACCGCAAAACCAGAAAUUACAGAUUUUGUCAAGAAUGUCUCAACGACUAUUUUAUCAACUGUGGCUGUUGUGAACGAUUCUGUCAUACAGACACCAAAUUUCAAUGCGACGACAAUGGCUCCAACGAAAGAACCAGUGAAGAAAAUGACCACAUUGUGGUCCAGCAUCUCAACGACGAUAUCAUCAUAUAACGGCACCGAACUCGGCAUCAACUCCACGACAUCAUCAGAGUCGGCCUGCGGAUCAGGUUAUACGGUCGAUGAAUGCGAGUGGGUAGUCAACUUCGAACGCAUUCUGUCUCCCAUUCUCAUGGUCCUCAUCAUCAUCGGUCUCGUCGCUAAUAUAUACAUCGUUUACACAGUCGUCGCCCGUAAAGACAUGAGGACGUUCUCCAACCUCUUCAUGACCAAUCUGAGCGUCACCCAUCUCAUCUUCCUCGUCGUUAUCGGUGCUACCGACGUCUAUGAUUACGUGUUGACGGUCCGUGACAUUGCUCAUAGCAGUCUCAUACCAUCGUCUGUACAUCUCUACAUCAGUCUCGUUAUAACCAACUGCGAUGUCUCCAUGUUAACGGCUCUAUCCAUCGAUCGUUAUGUUGCUAUCAGCGUCGAUCCGAAGAAAGUGGCUAAAUAUUCUAAAGUGAAGAUAACAACAGGCGUAUGCGCCCUUGUCUGGAUUGCAUCUCUGGCAGUGUGUGCACCCGUCUUCUACAGCGUUGAUACCACUAACGGUUCCUUCGACAUUUCCGAAUCCAGCUUCAAAGUGGCCAUGAGCAUCUCUUUCGUGGUCUCCUAUAUCAUCCCCCUGGCCGUCAUCACCGUCGUCUACUUCGCCAUCAGACGCAAGCUUCGAAAGCGAGGCGGCGAAUCCUUGCGCGUCAAGAAGGACGGGGUCGUGGUGACGCGUACGCCAGAGGAAUACCGUCUGUACCACGAUCAGCAGAUUCUUCGGAGUAUCCUCGUCAUCGUUCUCCUUUAUACAUUCAACUUCGGUGCGCGUUACAUCACCAAAAUGAUCAUCUACCUGUCCAUACCAUUCGGCAGGAUCGCUAUCUUCGUAGCCACGCAGUUGAGUGAGACAGCCGCCAUUUUGACGGCAAGCCUGCAGCCGAUAGUGUACGUGGUGUUGCAUCCGACUUUCAGUAAGCACACCAGAGAGAGGUUCGCUUGCAGCGGUGGUACCAAGAGUUUUGGGUGCUGCGUGUAUUGCGGCAAGUGUUACAUUGCUUGUUGUACUUGUUGUGGGUUGAUUAGGUUGUCUCCGGUUCCACAACCUAGCCUACGAGGAGACGGGGAUGUUGGCAAGAGGCAAAGCAAGAAAACUGAUAGAGUGGUAUUGGUGGAAAACAUGGAACUCGACAUAAUUCCACCUCCUCCUUCUCCGACUUCGCGCAAUCCUUCUUCCCCAACAAGUAGAACUUCUCCUUCCCCCUCUACUCCUCAAAACCCCGCCUCCCCUCCUUCAAAUUUUGACUCACCUCCUCCUUCCUCUUCUCCUGCUUAUAUCCCACAUGCAUCGUCUCCUUCUUUCCCUCCACUUUCUCCGACCGAUCCAAGUCGAAUCUCAUCCUCUUCUCCUCCAUCUCAGAAUCACAUCCCUUCUCCUCCUUCUUAUCUUCCUCCUUCUCCUCCCUAUCCCCACGCUGUUCUAUUCUUUCCUUCUCCAAGACCUUCAUCUCCUCCUUGCUUAGAUUGUGAGGAGCCGUAGUCGGAAUUAAAGAAUUCGAACUCAUUCUGAAUCUAUACUUCAAAUUAGUACAAAUAGUACUGUUUAAUCGUCUCAUUAGAUUCGGAUU